AUGCGCCAGUACCCGACAGAACCAGACAUCUGGCAGCCAGCCAGUCAGCAGCACAACAUGGAGAUAACAGCACUGUGCAUGGUAGUGGCGUCUCUGAGAGUCAUUCCCAACAGAUCUCAGUUCUUUCCUUACGAUACUGUCUCUCUGAGCUGUGAGGAGCAGGGAAACUCCUCUGGAUGGAGAGUUAUGAGGAACACUUCAGGCACAAAAGUAAUUUCAGACUGUUCAACAGACUGGGGACAAAUAAAGGACUCCCACUGUUUGAUUGAUGAUCUGUAUGCAUCAGACAGCGGAGUGUACUGGUGUCAGUCUGGAUCGGGACGGUGCAGCGACGCCGUCAACAUCACUGUGACUGCUGGCUCUGUGAUCCUGGAGAGUCCUGGACUUCCUGUGAUGGAGGGAAGUGAUGUCACUCUGCGCUGCAGGAAAAAGACGACUCCCUCCAACCUCACAGCUGAUUUCUAUAAAGAUGGCCUCCGCUUUGGGAACAGCUCCACAGGAGAGAUGACCAUCCACAGUGUCUCCAACUCUGAUGAAGGUUUCUACAAGUGCAGCUUCUCUGACUCUGGAGCAUCACCAGAGAGCUGGCUGGCUGUCAGAGUUUUGCCCUCAGAGUCUCUUCCUGCCACCUCUCGUCUCGAGUACAUCGUGCUUCCUGUGGUGGGCGUCCUGACCUUUCUACUGCUGCUGUACCUCUGGAGGAGAAACAAAAGAAAGGCUGACUCGGCGGACGUGAGCUACGCUGAGGUCAGCAUUGCACAGGAAGUUCAUCCGAGGAGGGAGGCAGAUGUCUCCGCUCCACCGUCUCCCUACUCCACAAUAAAAGCAGUUCACUAAAAAUUUGAAGAAGAGGCGGACAAAGUGGCUCACCUGCACUUUUUUUUUGUGAAGGGACUUUCACAUCACAGGGGAAUUUUACACACCUCUGUCUCGCUCAUCCUGCACCAUGUCUAUCUUUUCUCUCUCUCAUUUCUAAUCUCUCUUUCAAUUGCAUAAAUAAGCAAAAAUUAAAACCCCUUAACCGAGAGAGAAACUUUUUUAAAAAUGUCCCACCAGUGGCGAGUUGUUAUUCUGAAACAGAGAACAUGUGGGUCAAAUAUUUCCUCUUGUGGAUUCGUUGGUUUCACACCACACUAUUUUGACUCUCAUUUUGUUCUCUAUCAUCUUGUUGUCACUGCAAAUGGUAAAAAAAAAAAAUGGUUAAACAAUCACAAUUUCCCAAAUUUUG
This is a messenger RNA of Myripristis murdjan (pinecone soldierfish), 1228 nucleotides long. RefSeq names its product Fc receptor-like protein 5. Gene Ontology annotation, cellular component: external side of plasma membrane. Lineage: Eukaryota; Metazoa; Chordata; Actinopteri; Holocentriformes; Holocentridae. Gene Ontology annotation, molecular function: transmembrane signaling receptor activity. Gene Ontology annotation, biological process: cell surface receptor signaling pathway; immune response. The record is from RefSeq and is a predicted model, not a curated record. The transcript is spliced from 8 exons. Bases 1 to 837 code for a protein of 278 amino acids.